GUCUUAGUGCUGCUGAGGUUGAGGCCCUUAAAGCUAAGGGGGCCCUUAAAGACAGCACUCUGUCUCUUCUGGGAUCCGCUCCCCGACUUCUUCAGCGCGAGAAAAAUGUUAGGAUCGAACUCCAAGCAAACAAUUCCUGGAAAUGCACCACUGGGCGCUGGUUUUUGCGCGUGAAGCUGUCGGAGUCGGGGCCUGUAGAGUCGCAAGACCCUUAUCCUUUAGCUUCAUCUGUAGAGUAUAUUGAUAAAGCAGUAAACGGUGAAGAGCCGAUGCCUUCGCUGCUGUCUCUGCAGCCUUUAAACCCUUUAGCUUUCUCUCCUUAUGCACUCAGAAGAGACACACCCAACCUUAAGGGCUGGGAAGGGACACUUGCAUGCACUGAGAAGGGACAACCAUUACAGCUAUUUAAGGGCUGGCCUCUACUCAUCACCAGGCGCUGGUUUUUGCGCGUGAAGCUGUCGGAGUCGGGGCCUGUAGAGUCGCAAGACCCUUAUCCUUUAGCUUCAUCUGUAGAGUAUAUUGAUAAAGCAGUAAACGGUGAAGAGCCGAUGCCUUCGCUGCUGUCUCUGCAGCCUUUAAACCCUUUAGCUUUCUCUCCUUAUGCACUCAGAAGAGACACACCCAACCUUAAGGGCUGGGAAGGGACACUUGCAUGCACUGAAAAGGGACAACCAUUACAGCUAUUUAAGGGCUGGCCUCUACUCAUCACCAAAUAUCGCAGGGGGCCCUGGAGGGCUGAGGUCUCUGUCCUCUCUGCUGUUAUCGAGGAGCCUUCAUGGGAUCCGUCUACAGAGCCUACUCUUCGUUAUUUAAAAGGAGACAGUCUCUUAGUGCAUUUAACUUUGCAAGUGGAGACAGAGGAGACACCGGGUGUCUCAUCAGCUGCUGAUCAAUCCCCAGCAGCAGCAGCAGCAGCAGCUGCUGCUGCUGCUGCUGCUGCUGCUGGGGCUGCAGGUGUCCCUUUACAUGAUGCUGCUGGGGAUCCCCUUUCAAUAGCAAAGGCUUCGAGGGUGGGCCCUCCUCGUACAGGAGAAGCAGCAACAUUAUUGAGUCUCUUAAAGAAUGAACAGAAGGCUAGUCAGCAGAUUGCUGCUGUUAAUAGAGGAGACGACUGGAUUAUUGAUAACUACUUCCUUCAACUGCACCAGGAGCUGCAGCAGCAGCAGCACCAAGAAGAAGAAGAAGAAGUCGCCGACUUAGAGACACCCGCAUGGGUAAUGGUAUCGAGGCAGCUGCAGCAGCAGCAGCAGCAGCAGCAGCAAGACGAUGAUGAUGUCGUUUGGCUUAAGUGCCCUCAGACCCCUGCUAUCGUACAGGUUCCCUUCG
This is a messenger RNA of Eimeria acervulina, 1326 nucleotides long. RefSeq lists its product as hypothetical. The annotation marks the transcript as partial. The record is from RefSeq and is a predicted model, not a curated record. Lineage: Eukaryota; Apicomplexa; Conoidasida; Eucoccidiorida; Eimeriidae. The transcript has 5 exons.